This is a messenger RNA of Hypoxylon fragiforme, 1839 nucleotides long. RefSeq lists its product as uncharacterized. Bases 10 to 1839 code for a protein of 609 amino acids. Lineage: Eukaryota; Fungi; Ascomycota; Sordariomycetes; Xylariales; Hypoxylaceae. The record is from RefSeq and is a predicted model, not a curated record. The transcript is spliced from 6 exons.
CGAGUCAACAUGGAUAAACUCCCGCAUUCCUCCCCCCUACUUUGCCAAUUCGCCGACUCCUCUUCUCCGGUAUCGGAUAACAUGACCGUCGCACGCUCUACUGCGGCGGCUGCCGAAACCCAGAUGGGCAAUACCGCGAUCGUCGUUGGCCCCGUCGAUGCUGCGGCUGACACCAUUGCAAGCACUACAUUCUUCGACAACGUUAACAUGGAUCAGCUCUCCGGUAUUGAUUCUUUUUCCGGCAUUGAAACGCCACAAAAGACUAUCAUACAGACUCCUUCUGUCGGGGCUCUUCCUCGCGAAGCUGCUGCCGAUGGAGAGAUCUCGACCCCCGCGGGACAUACCAUCAUGUCCAAGGUGCUGUCGGCGAACCUCGCCUCAGCUUCACCUGUGCGGCGGGUCAUGGUAUACGGAAACGUGUGCACUCAGGACCACGGCGGCGUGCGUGAGGGCAUGAUGUACGUCGAUGGCGACUACGCUGCCCUGAACACCCUGUUCAGCAUCGUCCACUACCAGUUCAACCGUAUACCGGACACACUCAGCCUCGAUGAACUAUACGAGAUUGCACUUGUCGUCUCCCAGUACAAGUGCACUCACCUCAUCUACCCGUGGGCUGAUAAGUGGAUGAAGGGAUUGUCCGAGUACCGUAUCACCGCGCCAUACAACCUCUGCCACAAGGCUCUCUUUGUCGCCUGGACGUUGGGCGACAGCGAGCUCUUCUGCAACAUGGCUGACGCCCUCAUUGUCAGCACAGAGGUCAAUGAGUUGGGCGAGCUGGUCGACGUCGACGGCAUGGAGCUCAGGAGCAUGGCGUUGCCUGAGGGGUUCAUCGAAAUCGCCCAGGCAAUCCGAUCGACAACAAUCGAUCUUGCCAUGGCGGCCCUCCGCGGUCCCCUCGACAAAAUCAAACUCACACAGGGUCACAACAAAGACCGAGAUCCCGAAGGCAUGGACGGCUCCUCCCCCUCCCCCUUCUGCCGCGUGCCAGGACAGCAGCGAGCAUGCGAGACGUCCAUGCUUGCAAGCCACCAUCACGCACCUCCAAUCCGCCGGCCUCUACCCAACAACAACAGCAAUCAUCCAGGCAACCCAACAAACGACGAAGAGCAUCAUCACUUUAAAGCAUGCUGUAGAUGGGCUCAACAUAGCUGCUCACGCACAGGCCUCUGCGUCGGGGCGCUCGUCUGCUCUAUCAACGGUCUUGGUCCUGAAACGCUUAGCAGAACCAUAGACUGUCUCGACCAUCACGCGACCGCGAUGUCUACGUCCCUUCUUAACAGUUGCCUACAUGGAGAGCCUAGCUGCGAACGCAAAGCAAUCCGGUUUACGGGGAGUAACUCGCAUCGCGACGCUUCCCGUGCAUCCGCUCUACCUGAGCAGCCGGAUGCACGGGAAGCGUUGACAUGCUUAAUCGAGUCAUCGACACCCGCUGGAUGUCGAACUAUCAACAACCCCUUCGACGGCCUCCCGACCACGCGACCGCAACAUACCGCGGUUCUGGACUGGGAGAUACGUCCAAGUUACGGCGGGGCGCGGCCUAAGCAUGAUGAGGCGUUAGCUGAAAGCGACAUCCCGCCACGGCCCAAAUCAGCCGCCUCUCGGCCUACCCGCAACAUGCGAGGAUUCGGAGGCCGAGAGAGUAGCGUCGAGAGCCUCAACACUCCCACCCACAGCCUCCCGGCGUCGAGUCCGUCGACAUCUACACCGGCGGUCUCAGCGUCGACAUUCCACACCAUCUCAUUGACGGCCUCCCGACCACGCGACCGCGACCUACCGCGGUAUAGAGCUAAACGCCACCUCCUAAUCAUGGCGGGUGCGGCUCGGGGGUUGGCAACAUAG